Molecule: messenger RNA, 533 nt
Organism: Westerdykella ornata
Lineage: Eukaryota; Fungi; Ascomycota; Dothideomycetes; Pleosporales; Sporormiaceae
Exons: 2
Coding region: 317-526 (69 amino acids)
Source: RefSeq, a predicted model, not a curated record
GUGUGCUUUGACUUCUAGAUUGGCUUUCCUACAAUCUAUUGUAUGCGUAAAACCAAGAUUUCUUAGCCUUGCUUCGCGUCUAAACUCCCCUCUGUUUCGUGCACCUACCUGCGCUGCAAUUUAUUGUGUAUGAUGCAGCUGUUUGAGAAACCCGGUGCACCAGCGAACCUGUGAUUCGGCGAUUGGGCCACCUCACAGCCAAUUGACGUGGCACUGGCUUCUUUUCGCUGUUGGUCAAUCCUCACCUCCUGGAUCCCCUUCGUUGCUCUUGGGUCGUUACACUACAGCUUCCGCGCUGCGAAAAUGACUGGCGGAGAUGAAACCUUACGGGUACUGGCUCGCACGAGCUUCUGAAGAACAGAAACGUCUCCUUGAACGGCAUCACGUGUGGACCAAGAGCAUUGGAUACCUUCUACAUCCCACAGUCCGCAACGCUCUCCCAGAAGAUGCUCGAAUAGCAGAUAUCGGAACUGGAACCGGCAUCUGGCUGGCAGAGAUAGCCAAGAAUUUGCCCUCUACCUACUAAUUCAAUG